CCGAGGGGAUAAGGGCGUCGUCCCCUCGACGCCUCGAUCCCUUCCCUCCACUCAUCGCUCUCCCACAUGGUCCUCCCCACUCACUCUCUUCCCCUUGCUCGUGCUCCCUUCCCCCUCAGAUCCACCUCGCCCGCUACUGCCGUCACCGCGUCGUCGUCGUCACCGCGCACCGGAGCCUCCCCGAGCUUCGCGGCGGUGUACAGGAGCCCCGGCGGGUCCUUCUUCGUCAACUACACCACCGGAGCGAGGCUGGAGACCUGCGCCACCGUCGCCUACGUCGUCCGUGAGGAACGGUUCGAGCUGGAGUGCUCUACAUCAUCCCCUGCAUCUUCGUCUUCCUCUUCGUCCACCGACGCCGUCCCGGCCACCUCGACUCUUCCCCGGGCCUUCCCUGCAACGGCAACCCCGAGACCGAUGCCGCCCCUGUGAUUGACUACAUCGACGACGACCCCUCCUUCUUGC
Molecule: messenger RNA, 462 nt
Organism: Aegilops tauschii subsp. strangulata
Lineage: Eukaryota; Viridiplantae; Streptophyta; Magnoliopsida; Poales; Poaceae
Source: RefSeq, a predicted model, not a curated record